CAUUUUUCUGCAUAGUAAUCAGUAGAACGUUGUUGUGAUUGGUGCUACAGAUCCACUGCACAAAGAGGCAUUAGGGGAGACCCUGGCAGCACAUCUUUCUGGAUUCACCAGGAAGACAGAAUUUCCUAUUCUCUUGUUGCUUUACCCGAUAGUUCCAUUCUAGCAUCAGGAUUCCUGUGUGGAAGGAAGUGAGUGUGAACAGAGAGUAAGAAUCUGAUGACCAAGUCUUGGAAUAAAUGUUUGGAGUUCGCAGCAUCAUGUGAACUUCUUAGCAUGCAGUAUAGGUCUCCAGGUCUAUGAGUCUCACCCAUCUUCCUCUAUACAUGUGAGAUGUUUCAGGACUCAGUGGCAUUUGAGGAUGUGGCUGUGAACUUCACUCUGGAUGAGUGGGUUUUGCUGGAACCAUCCGAGAAGAAUCUCUACAGAGAUGUGAUGCGGGAAACCUUGAGGAACCUGUCCUGUAUAGGGGAAAAAUGGAAAGACCAGAACAUUGAGGAACAGUACCAAAAUCCCAGGAGAAAUCUAAGAAGUCUUAUGGGAGAGAGACUCUUUGUAGGGAAAGGAGAUAGUGAGUUUGGAGCAAACUUCAGCCAGAUUCCAGAUCAUAUGCUGACCAAGAAAACUCCAGGAGUAAAACCAUGUGAAAGCAGUGUGUGUCGAGAAGUCUCUAUUGGUCAUUCAUCCUUUCAUAGGCAUAUCAGAGCUGACACUGAACACAAACCAUAUGCAUAUAAGGAACAUGAAAGAAAGCUGUACAUGCGUAAGCAACAUGAGAAAGUCUUCAGUCAUCGCCACUCUUUUCAAACACAUGAAACGCCUCUCACUGGGGACAAACCGUGUGAAUGUAAGGAAUGUGGAAGAACCUUCAAUUCUCUCACAAGUCUUCGAAGACACAUGGUAAGGCACAAUGGACAUGGACCUUAUAUAUGUAAAUUAUGUGGAAAAGUCUUUGCUUAUCUCAGUUUAUAUCUUAUACAUGCAAGGAUUCACACUGGAGAGAAACCAUAUAAAUGUGAACAAUGUGGUAAAGCUUUCCGUAUCUCCGGUUCUGUUCGAGCACAUGAAAGAACUCACACUGGAGAGAAGCGUUAUCAAUGUAAGGAAUGUGGGAAAGCCUUCAUUCAUUACAGUUCCUUUCACAGACAUAAAAGGAGUCACACAGGAGAGAAACCAUAUGAAUGUAAGGAAUGUGGGAAAGCCUUCAUUUAUUUCAGUUCCUUUCAUAGACAUAAAAGCACUCACACUGGUGAGAAGCCGUAUCAAUGUAUAGAAUGUGGGAAAGCCUUCAAUUUGCCCAGUACCUUUCGUAGACAUAAAAGAACUCACACAGGAGAGAAGCCGUAUAAAUGCAAGGAGUGUGGGAAAGCGUUCAACUGUUCUGGUUCCCUUCAUACUCAUAAAAAAACUCAUGCUGGAGAAAAACCCUAUGAAUGUAAGCAAUGUGGGAAGGCAUUUUCUCAUCUGAAAAGUGCUCAAAGGCACAUAAAGGCACACACUGGAGAUGAACCUUAUAAAUGUAAGAUAUGUGGGAAAGGCACUUAUACUCCGAGUGCACUUCAAAGACAUGAAAGAAUUCACACUGGAGAGAAGCCCUAUGAAUGUAAGCAAUGUGGGAAAGCCUUCAAUUGUCCCAGUUCAUUUCGAUAUCAUGAAAGGAGUCACACUAACACACUCUAUGAGUGUAAGCAUUGUGGUAAAACCUUCCGUUGUCCCAAGUACGUUCGAAAACAUGAAAAGACUCACACUGGAGAGAAAUCUUAAGAAGGUAAGGAAUGUAGGAAAGCCUUUAUUUAUCCCACUUCCUGUCAAAGAUGUGAAAGAACUCAUCCGAUGAAUAUAUGAGAGAAAUCCUAUUAAUGUAAAGAAUUUGGAAAGCAUUCAGUUGUCCCAGAACUUUCAAACACAGGAAAAUAGAGUGGAAACAACCUUGUGAGAUAACUGACUUUUAAGAAGAGAACUGUGAUAGGAGAAUAAAAUCUAGAGUUGGAUGAUUCCAUGAUACAAUUCACCAGUAGCCCAUUUUACAUGAGAUUCAGAAGGCAGACAUGGGAGAAGUGUGAGUUAUGUUUUAGAGGCAGCAUACAGGGAGACAACCAGAUUCACCUAGGCUGUGUGGACACUUGCUUUCAACUCAACUUACUUCCAGCCUUGACUCCUCGGCUUGACAAUCAAGAAUAUCCUCAAAGUCAUCUGACAUUCAUUUUAUCAGAGGUAUAGGCUUUCAAAGAUGUUUCUGUGGUAGAAAGAAAUGGAGAAAAAAUAAGACAAAAAAUAUUUUUAAGAAGAUUAAAAGAAAAAAAACCCAAUAAUCUACCGUUUGCUUGACCUUCAGACAUUGUAAUGUCUUUACUACCAGAGAGUGAAUUCAGACUGUAAUGGGUGGGAAUGUUCUUUCAUGCUCAACUCCCAUGGAAAAUGACCAAGGUGGCAAAGCAAGGAACAAACAGCAUCAUCCCUAGGCCUCAAGGAAAAAGAGGGUGGAGCCAUCACCAGACUCCAGUAAGACCCUGAACUUCAACGGAUGCCAAUUCAGGAGCUGUGGCCUGUAGCAGAGGAAAACAAGACUGCCAAUCCCCCAGGACAGCAGGGUGGCAGCCAGGCGAAUGAAGACCCUCACUUUUCUCUCUUCCUAUAUGUUGGUUUCCUCCUGGUACCAUGAGUUGAACCAACUUAGAGCAAGUGUAUGCAAACCUAAUCUACUUUGGUAGGUAAGGGACCAAAGAAAGAGAAUGGCAAUUCUAGUUUCUCAGAAAGAAAUAUUUAAUAGGGAAUUACAAAGAGAAGGGAUGUCAUGGGUGAUCACGUGACAUGGUGGGUCCCUGCACCCAUCUUCCAGAAAGUAUCCUUUAUAUAGCAAGCUUUUAUGGUACAGACAUGUACAGCUGGUCAUAUCUGCAGGCUUUCUUACCAAAACUUGUGACCACUGGUGAGGUUACGUAAACAUCUUUAUGAGUCAUGAGCUAUGCUACAGAUACUGGUUAAAUAUUUUGCUGUAGAACACUUUGAUAUGCAGGAGUCAAACAUCAGUCAUCAUGGCAGUUUCACUUUAAGAUAUUAAUAUCACUUUGACAUGCAACAGGCUGUUUUCCUACACUCCAUGCCUGGAAACCAGCCCUUCCGAAUCUCACAUGCCUGCCUCUUACUCCACAGUCCCCGGGCCUAGAGGGAGGGUUGUUGAUACUGUAUAGCUACAGGCACAGUGCACUGGCUCCAUUGGAGGCAGAUGGUGCAGUAACACCAAAGGCAAAAACAGGAUAGUAAACAAUAUAUGAAGAUAAUACCUACCCCAAGAAGCACAUUCUGCCACCAAUCACCCUAGGACCUACAUCAGCUAUGAAGCUAAUCAUUCAAACUGGGGAUUUGAUCUGAGAGAUUGGUUAUUUCAGUUUUGUUAUGGUUUGAU
Microcebus murinus (gray mouse lemur) is the source of this 3403-nucleotide messenger RNA. Lineage: Eukaryota; Metazoa; Chordata; Mammalia; Primates; Cheirogaleidae. The record is from RefSeq and is a predicted model, not a curated record.